AUGCAGAUGCAGGGCCGCCUCCGGCGCGUCCUCCGGGCGCCGCCGCCCAGAAUCCUACUCUACCGCGCGAUCUCCUCCCCGCCGCCCGGAGGCGACGGCGUUGGCGUUGGCGGUUGCGGCAGCGGGGUGGCGGUGAAGCAGGUGACGCGGGGGAACAUGGCGGAGGCCCUGGAGAAGCUGCGGGGACGCGUGCGGGAGGCCGCAUUCGUGGGGGUGGACCUGGAGAUGAGCGGCGUCACGAGCGCGCCCUGGAGAGACACCUUCGAGCUCGACCGCGCCGACGUGCGCUACCUCAAACUCCGCGACUCCGCGGAGCGGUUCGCCGCCCUGCAGCUCGGCGUCUGCCCCUUCCGAUGGGACCCUGCCAAAUCCGCCUUCGUUGCCCAACCGUGCGUGCCUCUUUCUCUCUCCCCAAUCUUCUUCAUGUUCUAG
This is a messenger RNA of Miscanthus lutarioriparius, 432 nucleotides long. The record is from the annotation of a GenBank genome assembly. Lineage: Eukaryota; Viridiplantae; Streptophyta; Magnoliopsida; Poales; Poaceae.